Molecule: messenger RNA, 2449 nt
Organism: Cryptomeria japonica (Japanese cedar)
Lineage: Eukaryota; Viridiplantae; Streptophyta; Pinopsida; Cupressales; Cupressaceae
Exons: 1
Coding region: 453-2228 (591 amino acids)
Source: RefSeq, a predicted model, not a curated record
CAUAAAUAAGGAAGACACGACUCCCUCACACGUGGAAUAGGUAACCAAACCCAGUCAAGGGGUCGGCCGCGUGGGUGGAGAAGAAGAGAAUACGAAGCAUCAGAGUGAGGAGUACUAGUAAUAGUAGAAGUAGUAAGCAAAGGCAGCAAGAAGAAGCAGGGGAACAAGUGAAGGAUCGACUUUUCUAAGUUUGCAAUCCGAAUUUGACCUUGGUUGGAGUUUGGAGCGAUCCAUUCAGGACGGCGGCCUUGCUCAAUACGUAAAAUUCUGGAGCCCGGGUGGAAAUUUCGUGUGUUUCUAGAAUACACCGACUGAGCUCGCAGGACUGAGAGUUUUAAUCAGGAGAGGGGAGUGUUUUGGUUGAAGAGUUGUUGGUUUUUGCUGCUCUGAAGCUCGGAUUUUUUCUUGUUUUUGCUGCUCUGAAGCUCGGAUUUUUUGUUGGUUUUGUUUCGAUGGGGUCUGUGGAGAAUCGAAGCGGUAGGAGGGAGGUGAUGAGGAAGGAGGAGGAGGAUGAAUUGGAGGAGAAUUAUACGCAUAUGUGCAAGAUUUGCAAAAAGAAGUUUGUUUCUGGACGGGCUUUUGGCGGUCAUAUGAGAAUUCAUGGGCCUGUGGCGAUGGCUGCAGCGGCUGAGAGUAAUGAGAGGAAGAGAUCUAGAGCGGUUCCGGAGGUUCGAGCCCGCGACGUGUGUGAGGAAAAGUGGGGAGAAGAGGAGGAGAGGGAAGAGGAGGAGGUGGAGGAUGAGGAGGAAGAAGGGGAGUCUGAUGGGUAUGAGCUGAGACGACACCCUCGGCCUAGCUGGCGGUUUGCAGAGCGAGAUUACUCUUUUCUGAGCGGUCAUGGGUUUGAUUCCAAGGCGGCUACUUUUCUGCGGAAAUCCCGGAGCUGUAAGGUCUGUGGGAAGGAAUUUUGGUCAUGGAAGUCGUUGCUGGAUCACAUGAAGUGCCAUGAUAAGUGGGAAGGCGAUGAGCAGGAGGAGUAUUCGGAAAGUGGGUCUGAAAGUGAGGAUAAUGAACACCCAAGGGAGAAUUCGAGCAAGUUUGAGGGAUGCAUGAAGGGAAAGAGAUCCAAGCGACCCAGGAAUACUGCAACGGCGGCUUCUCCUAUUAGGCCGCCUCAAUCCAAUUCCAAUUCCGUGUCUGAAGAAGAAGAUAUGGCAAUCUGCCUUGUGAUGCUGGCAAGCGGUGUAGACACUUGUUCUCAGAAGCUCAAGACUGGUAGUGCAGAGGAAGAGUCUGCCAAUUCUGGAUCGGGAGGGUACUACAGCAAGAUGGUGUUUUCAUCUGAGCCCAAGAGGAAUCCCAAGCCCAAGAGACUUGAUAACGGUGUUGCUGAGGCCUUUGACGACGAAGGUAAGAAACUUAAUGGUAGUAAGUAUGCGUGUACUACAUGUAAUAAGAUUUUCCAUUCCUACCAGGCCUUGGGUGGGCACAGGGCUAGUCACAAGAAGGUCAAGGGAUGCUCCUCCAGGGUCGAGGAGAACGAGAUUGAGAAUGAGAUGGAGAAUGAAAUUCAGAAUGGGAUUGAGAAGGUGAUUGAGAAUGAGAAUGAGAAUGAAAGCUUGGAGGAGGAGAUUACUGAUGAGGAGCAGCUCCUCUUGACUGCUGGGCCAGAGCAACAGCCGCCCAUUAGCUUCCACAAGCCCCCCCUUCCUGAUGAAGCAGCAACAACUCCUAUUCCUGUCACUAUUCAUAAAUCAGUCCCUAUUCCUACUGGUAAGAAGAAGUUAUCUACCAAGGUCCACGAAUGCUCAAUCUGUCACAGAGUUUUCAGCACUGGGCAGGCUCUGGGUGGGCACAAGAGAUGCCACUGGGGGACUGGUGGGGCCUCGGAGACUACUAGCACCGUUUCCAGCACCAAGGAGACCCAUAAUUUGCAGCAACAGAGGGGUGGAAACACAGAGCUUCUGGAUCUGAACCUGCCUGCCUGCCCUGAUGAUGAUGAUAGUGUUCAGGAUGCCAUUGCCACCGCAAGGCCUAAUAAGUUAGUUAUGGAUUCUCGCAGGGCUUCUGAUGUUGAAGCUCAUAGCAAAAUCAGCAUGCCUUUAUUUCAGUCUUGGUGGGCAGACACCCACCACCCAAAUCAGCAGGGGCUCUUUUUGUACAAUAACCAGAGUCAUUUGUCUCCUGAAGAUGAAGUUGAUAGUAAGCUAGGAAGUAAAAUUGGGUUAGGAACCAUACAAGGGCAAUACUUACAGAACAGAGCUCAACCACCUUGGUUGCAACUGUGAGCCACAAUCACAAGUAGGGGAAAGAAAGUACAAUUUUAAUGUCUUCUGUCAUUGUUUCAUUCUUUUAGAGUCUUCCUCUUACUGUAAACCAUUAAUAAGAUUAGUAUAAAUGCUUUCAAAAAAUGUGUGUGACAUUUGGGAAAAUGCUCAUUUGUUAGAUAUUAUUUCCAUACAGCAUUACUGUCAAGAGAAGUGCAUGAAUGCUAUUAACUUCUUGUUCA